AUGUCUGCCGUGGAGGCAGCGCGGAACAUCCGCGAGGACCUCGAGCGCCUCGAACAGGGCAUCGCGGACCGCGUCCGGGAAGAGCCCAAGCAUAUCCGCAACAUUCUGAAUAGAGAUCACGAGGUUGCGCAGCUGCUCGGCGAGAUCCAGAAGCAGGCAACCAGCCUGAUUGAGAUUCUUAACGAUGACGUCGGCUUCACCGCGCAAGCCGUGGAGGAUCUGAGCACCGGCGAUCCUUUCAGCAAAUUCUACGGUCAAAUGGACAGCCUCCGCGAGCAUCACAACCGAUACCCGAACGAGCAAGCCGAGAACCUCGAGCAGCGCUAUCGACUCAAACACGACUACACGGGCGCGACCGCCUCCAUCGUCGACUCGCUCUUCUCUGGAGAAGAGGGCUACGGCAAAUACUUUGACCUCAACACCUGCCACGACGAAUUCCUCAGCCUGCCCAGCGUCAAGCAUCUUUCCUACCUGCAAUACCUCGAAGAGUUCGACAACUUCGCUCCCAACCACGGCGGAGUGAAGCGAGCCGAGAAGCUCACCGACCAGUACUUCAAGUACGUCGGAGACUUGGCCGAGUAUCUCACUUCGUUCCGCAAGCGCACCAAGCCCCUCGAGGAUGUCGACAAGGUCUUGACUGAGUUUGACGCGGAGUUUGCCGAGGCAUGGAAAAAGGACGAGGUGCAAGGAUGGCAGUCGGAGGAGGGAUCCGCGAAUGGAGGCCCCAACAAUCUCAGCAGCCCCGAUGCUGUCUGGUGCGACGACUGCGAGAAGGAGUUCAAGAACGAAAACGUCUACAAGAGCCACUUGACUGGGCGGAAGCACAUCAAGGCCGCCGAAGCCAAAAAGCAGCAGAAGGAGGGCGGCAGCGGUGGCGAAACCGGUCCAGCAAAGGGUGCUCUUUCGACAAAACGCAUCAAGGAGCGGGCCGUGGCCGAACGUGAGCAUCGCGUCAAGCGGCUCGCCAGCGCAAUGAGCACGGAGCGCAGCGACACCCGGGUCAACGUCGAGCGCAAGCAGGGUAUGACGGAGCGCGAGCGCCAGCAGGAGCUUGAGAACAUCAACAACAUAUCCGAGGAGCCGAGAGAGACCGAAGAGAACGGUCAAGAGGAAGGCGAGGAGGGAGACGAGAAGAUCUACAACCCGCUCAAGCUGCCGCUCGCAUGGGACGGCAAGCCGAUUCCCUUCUGGCUGUACCGACUCCACGGCCUGGGCGCAGAGUUUAACUGCGAGAUUUGCGGCAACUUUGUCUACAUGGGACGCCGGGCAUUUGACAAACACUUUAGCGAGCCGCGGCACAUCUACGGCCUCAAGUGCCUGGGCAUCACCAACGUCACGCUGUUCCGAGAUAUUACAAAGAUCGAAGAGGCGUUGAAGCUGUGGGACAGGAUCCAGCAGGAGCAGAAGAAGUCGAGGGUCGACGACGGCAGCAUCGUGCAAAUGGAGGACAGUGAGGGCAAUGUCAUGCCUGAGAAGGUUUACCUGGAUUUACAGAAGCAAGGCCUAUUGUAA
Messenger RNA from Purpureocillium lilacinum, 1512 nucleotides. RefSeq lists its product as uncharacterized. Gene Ontology annotation, biological process: mRNA splicing, via spliceosome. Gene Ontology annotation, cellular component: nucleus; spliceosomal complex. Lineage: Eukaryota; Fungi; Ascomycota; Sordariomycetes; Hypocreales; Ophiocordycipitaceae. The record is from RefSeq and is a predicted model, not a curated record. Gene Ontology annotation, molecular function: RNA binding; zinc ion binding.